Messenger RNA from Peronospora matthiolae, 366 nucleotides. Lineage: Eukaryota; Oomycota; Peronosporomycetes; Peronosporales; Peronosporaceae. The record is from the annotation of a GenBank genome assembly.
AUGAGCAUGGAUUUUGUGUUUGGCCUACCGAAAGAUUCGGAAGGCGACACUGGUAUUGUGGUCUUUGUUGACCGAUUGAGCAAGAUGGCUCACUUAGCGGCUGUGCCGGAUAGCAUUGAUGCUGAAGGUACAGAAAAGCUGUUUAUCGACCGUGUCUUUCGCCAACAUGGCUUGCCUGUGGCAAUUAUCUCUGAUAGAGACCCCCGCUUCACUGGGAAGUUUUGGAAGUCUAUCUUCAAGGUGCUUGGCACUCGGUUGGACAUGUCCACAGCGGAUCAUCCGCAGACCGACGGUCAAACCGAGCGUGUAAACCGCGUCAUUAACGACAUUUUGCGCAGUGUUUGCGCUGAUGCGCCUAGGCGUUAA